Molecule: messenger RNA, 2596 nt
Organism: Nematolebias whitei (Rio pearlfish)
Lineage: Eukaryota; Metazoa; Chordata; Actinopteri; Cyprinodontiformes; Rivulidae
Gene: pdcd4a
Product: programmed cell death 4a
Exons: 11
Coding region: 281-1687 (468 amino acids)
Biological process (GO): negative regulation of DNA-templated transcription
Cellular component (GO): nucleus; cytosol
Source: RefSeq, a predicted model, not a curated record
GUGACUCCUCCAGCGAGCUGGGACUUUGUUUAUCUCGCUGCGGGUUAGCAGGAAGCGUCCUCGGGAUUCGGACUGCCGUCUUCGGCCUCUUUCGCUCCGGGAACGGGACACGGUGUCGUCUGUGCGCACGUGCAGCUCGUAGCGUCUGUUUGUCUUCCUUUUGUUCGUUAAAAAACUCGCUUUAACUCCAUCACAGCUCAGGCUCGCGGCUGCUGGGGGUUUCUCGCGGCUGCAGGAACCGUGAGGAUCUUUUUCUCUUUUGAUCGAGCACCUCUGCGCCAUGACGACCCAAGUGGACGCGUGGUCCGCCGCGCCACGAGCCGACGGAGUGGUUUCUUUUGAGGAGACCAAGGUCGAGGCCACCUGUCCCUACAGCGACGAUGAAGAGGAGCUGAUUGACGCUGAGGUCAACGGCAACUGGACACCCCAAGAAAAAGCCCUCCACGAGGCCCGCCUCAAGGCCAAAGCCAAGCGCCGCCUGCGCAGGUCCUCGUCCCGCAACUCCGCAAGCGAGUCCGUCUCCGAGUCAGGAGAGGUGGCGGGAAGCGACCCGCACAGUUUGAAGGGAAAAGUCCACAACAACGACCGCAAGUCCAGGACUGGCAAAGGCAGAGGUCUGCCAAAGAAAGGUGGGGCGGGUGGUAAAGGAGUUUGGGGCGCUGCAGGGAUGGUUUAUGAAGUUGAAGAACCGGAUGCUCAGGAUCCCAACUACGAUGAAUCGGCUCAGGGCGACACGGUGUAUGAAACGGUUGUUCCUGAGGUAGAUGAGAAGGAGUUGGAGAAGAUGGUCAACCCAAUCGUACAGGAGUACUUUGAACACGGAGACACUAAAGAGGUUGAGAUGCUGCUGAAGGAGCUGAACCUGGGCCAGCACAAGUACGAGGUCACCUCUCUGGCUGUGUCCCUGUCCCUCGAAGGCAAAGCCAGCCACAGAGAGCUGACCUCCCGCCUGCUGUCCGACCUGUCGGGCAAGAUGCUGACGCAGAGGGACAUGGCCCACGCCUUCGAUAAGAUGCUCAAGGAGCUGCCGGACCUCAUCCUGGACACACCGGAUGCUCCUCAGAUGUUGGGCCAGUUCAUAGCCAGAGCCAUAGCCGACCACGUCCUGCCCAUGAGUUUUCUGGAUUGUUAUAAAGGCAGAGUGGACUGUGACCACUCCAGGGUGGCUUUGGACCGGGCUGCAGUGUUGCUGACCAUGAAGAGGGAGAUGGUCCGUCUGGACAACGUUUGGGGUGUCGGUGGAGGUUUGAGACCCGUUAAACAUCUCAUCAAGGAGAUGAACCUUCUUCUCAAGGAGUAUCUGAUCUCAGGAGACGUUUCUGAGGCCGAGCACUGCCUGCGGGACCUGGAGGUCCCUCACUUCCACCACGAGCUGGUCUACGAGGCUGUGGUGAUGGUGCUGGAGUCUAAAGGAGACACUGCCAGUCACAUGAUGAUGAAACUUCUGCAGUCCCUCUGGAAGACGGGCCUCAUCACUGUGGAUCAGAUGAACAGGGGUUUCCAGCGCGUCUACGACGAGCUGCCUGAAAUCUGCCUGGACGUGCCGCACGCUCACUCCAUCAUGGAGACCUUUGUGGAGCUUUGCUUCAAGGAGGCGGUCAUCACCAAACAGCUGAGGGACGCCUGUCCCUCUAGAGGGCGGAAGCGGUUUGUGAGUGAAGGAGAUGGCGGGCUGAUCAAGAACUAAUCCACCUGAGGAGCGGCAGGAAGAGGAGGGUGCGUCUGUCCGUGCACCGUUUUCUACAUCUGAAGCCGAGUUCGCUCCUCCCCUGACGGUCAUUACUCAAACCAGCAUUUGGGUUCAGCUGCCGCGCGGCCUGGACGUUCACUUCUUCAUCUCGUUCUUCAGUUUGUCACCGUUGUUCUGAAGGAGGCUCUGGAUCUGUGGGCUUCAUCAGACCCUGGCUGCCUCAGUCUUUCUACCUGGAACACCUGUGAUGUCAGGUGUGCACGCUGCGUGGUGCGCAGCGUUUGGGAUCUUUUGGAGGGGGUGGGUUGAAUCAUGUUUUUCGGGGUUUUUUUUUUUUGUUUUGUUUUCCUGCGUCUCAUCUUCUUUCCUGCAGGAUCCGUGGAGGCUGAGGGAGCAUCCUGUACGGGAGCUCAGCUGCGAGGAUUAAACCUGUUCACUGCCACACAUUACUGAAAUAAUUUCCAGGAAAUUGUUCUUUGUACAUUUGUUCAUUUGGUUUGGUCACUCUGUAAAGUUCCACACGGGAGGUGCUCGGUCCGUUUCAAACGCAUUAAAGGAAAUCCACUUCAGAAAACAGUUCUGAAAAAACGGGGGUUAUUAUUUGUAAAAUGGUGAUUAUAUAAUAAAUAAACAAAAGUAUUUUGAAAAAAAAUAUAUGAUUUUUGCUUGAGAAUGACUAAUGUACAUGUAGUGACUUGGUCAGUGCAUGAUUUUACACUGUAGGUGAAUAAUGUCCUCUGACUCAGCUGGACGUGGUUUGAUGUCAAUCAGACGUCUUCCAGCUGUCCAACAUUUGAGGACGCCGUCUGUCUGAAACGUCUCUACCCCCAGAGACAGGUUGACAUGCUGACCAAAGUCCUGUCCCACUUCUAAUCUUUCAUUCAAUAAAAAGGCAACAAAGCUGAA